UGCCACGUGCCAACGCGUGCAAAAUUAUUCUUAUCCACCUCCGAUGAACAUAUCGACAGCGUACAUCGCCGCAUCAACAAACCGUUUCUCUGGAGCUUCAGAUGUUACUUCUGAAGGAAUAGUGAUAUUUGGAUCGUCCAAUUUGAUUGGUAUCUGGGACAUUAGUAAUGACGAUGAGGGAAUCUCUAUGACUAUCCCAGGGCACAGCGGGGCGAUCACUUGCGUCCGUGUAAUAGACUCCCACUCGUUUGUCAGUGCAGACGAUAAAGGUGAAGCGCGGAUAUGGAAAAAAACAGAAUCUACGUCCCAGUGGACCUCAUUCGCAAAAUUUUCUGCUCACAAGCAAGCGAUAUCCGCGCUCGCUGUUUUAGACGACUGGAUUGCGACAGGUUCUUCCGACGCAACUGUGAAACUUUGGAAAUUGCCUCAAGAUGGCACGGCUGUAGAAAAUCUACAGACGAUCUCUCUGUCUGGACGGUAUCCACUCGCUUUAGCCUUUGCACGCCUACCUCAGUCAAAUAGUCUUGUUCUUGCCAUAGGAGGCACGGAUAAGAAUAUACAGCUAUGGACACGUUCUGAGACCACGUUUGUUCAAUCUGCAGUACUGGGGGGGCACGAAGAUUGGGUCCGUGGGCUUGCAUUUUGCCCUCCAGAGGCAGAAGGGCCGCUUAUUCUUGCAUCUGGUUCGCAAGACGCGACUAUCAGGUUGUGGAAUAUCGAGGUAUACAAGAAGGAAAUGAUCUCUCGACCUCAAGAGGGUCUGAGCGAUGAUUUACUCGACGCAUUUGAGGAAUCAUUAGGAGAUUUUGGGAUUGCCGAUGAAGGGGGAAGACAAAUCUCUCUCAAACGACAUAUCUUGUCUGUAAAAUCUAAUCAAGAACACUUCAUCUUCUCUGUGACCUUUGACGCUCUUCUCGUUGGACAUGAGGCAGGAGUAACAUCAAUUUCAUGGCGCCCGUCAAACUCAACGCAAUCUACACUGACACUUCUCUCCACGUCAACCGAUUCCUCUCUCAUACUCUGGUCCCCAGCGACAAUCUUGACGGAUCCUGAAAACCGUACGAGCUCGAGCACAAUUUGGAUCAAUAGACAGAGGUAUGGUGACAUUGGUGGCCAAAGAUUGGGAGGUUUCGUCGGAGGUGUUUGGAGGCUCGAUGGUGACGAGGUACUGGCGUGGGGUUGGUCUGGUGGUUGGCGAAGGUGGCGCCGUAAGCCUUCUGCCACAGAUGACGAUGAAGUCUGGGAGGAGGGAGGAGCUAUCGGGGGUCAUCGCGGACCUGUCAAAAGCGUGGACUGGAGUUCCACCGGCACAUUCUUGAUUUCUUCGGGAAUUGACCAAACAACUCGAAUACAUGGUGCAGUCCCACAAGUCAACGGACCUGCUACUUGGUAUGAACUUGGCCGACCUCAAGUUCAUGGAUAUGACAUACUUGGAAGUGUUUUCCUCAAAGAACUCAAAUUUGCCAGUAUCGCAGACGAGAAAGUACUUCGAAUCUUCGAAGCUCCUCGCCGAUUUGUAGAUCUGAUGGAAAUCCUACAUGUAUCCCAAUUUUCCGAAAACGAGAAAAACAGACCCAUGGGAGCAAGCGUCCCUCCUCUCGGUCUCUCAAAUAAAGCUGAUGCUGAUGGUGCUGUCACUGUUGCUGCGCCAGAAUUCCGACGCCCGUUUGAAGGGGAACUAGCCUCCGUAACGCUCUGGCCUGAGGUCGAGAAGGUUUUUGGACAUGGUUAUGAGUCUAUUGCUCUAGCUACUUCUAGCUCGCGGCAAUACAUCGCAAGUGCAUGUAAAGCAUUAUCACCAGAACACGCUGUAGUCCGUAUCCAUGACACAACGACUUAUCAGCCCGUGGGCGAACCUCUGACAGGUCAUUCGCUGACAGUAACGCAAAUCGCGUUCAGCCCAGAUGACCAAUUGAUCCUGACGGUUUCUCGAGACCGUUCUUGGAGGUUGUAUCAAAAAUCAGAGGGAGGAGGUUAUAUACCUAUGGUCCAUGAAAGUAAACCUCACGGUAGAAUCAUUUGGGAUUGUGCAUGGGCACCAGAAGGUGAUAUUUUUGCCACUGCCUCGCGCGAUAAAACCGUAAAAAUAUGGGGGAAGGAUAACGCGGACAACUGGCCUUGCGUCGCUACUCUCAAGAUGGAUGAAUCCGCUACCGCGGUAAAUUUCACCGCCUUUGACAGUCAACCCAAACGGUAUCUCGCUGUCGGACUUGAGAAUGGAAAAAUUUUGUUUUAUUCCAGCAGUAAGUUGGAGCCAAUAUGGACACUCGAAAUGACACAUUCCGGGCAUGUAGGCCAAAUCAACUGCUUGCGUUGGCGUCCUGGGUCAGGAGAGCAAUUUAGAGAGAUAGCAAGUUGUAGUGAAGAUGGUACACUGAAAAUAUCGAUUGUCCAGAUUGUUUAAACAUCGAUCCAGAUAUAAAUGAAAUGAGACAGAGGAAAGAGCUGCUAUACAGUGUGAGAGGUUUAAGGAAACACCAAAACAAUAUUCAGUAACGAGACAAUUCGGAGGGUGCGAAGGGUAUCGGAAUGCGAGGUGUAAAAAAUAUAGAACUAACAAGCAGAGAAAGCUAGGGGUGUGCAAUAGGGAUACAUGAACAAUUGCAAGGUCAUCAUAUUAAAUAAGAUCACGUAGACUCAUAGGGACUUCAGG
Messenger RNA from Lentinula edodes (shiitake mushroom), 2653 nucleotides. RefSeq names its product quinon protein alcohol dehydrogenase-like superfamily. NCBI's taxonomy places the organism in Eukaryota, Fungi, Basidiomycota, Agaricomycetes, Agaricales, Omphalotaceae. Bases 44 to 2404 code for a protein of 786 amino acids. Gene Ontology annotation, molecular function: protein binding. Gene Ontology annotation, cellular component: elongator holoenzyme complex. The record is from RefSeq and is a predicted model, not a curated record. Gene Ontology annotation, biological process: tRNA wobble uridine modification. The transcript is spliced from 14 exons.